Colletotrichum fioriniae is the source of this 525-nucleotide messenger RNA. NCBI's taxonomy places the organism in Eukaryota, Fungi, Ascomycota, Sordariomycetes, Glomerellales, Glomerellaceae. The record is from RefSeq and is a predicted model, not a curated record.
AUGCACUUCUUCAAACUCAUUGUCACCCUUGCCGCCGCCGUCUCUGUCUCAGCCAUUGACAUCCAAAAGCACUUUGGCCAAAACUGCGGCGGCAACUUCCGCGUCUGCAGGGCCAUCGACCCGAACCGCUGCUGCGUCGGCGCCACGGCCGAGAGCGUUCUCUUCCGCUACAUCCCAUCCAACUGGCGCAUCGAGACCCGCGGCUACGACGGCGGCGACUGCCGCAACCGCCGCGCCACCAUCCUCUCGGCCGGCGCCACCUCCGUCUGCAUGCGCUCCGGCGGGUUCCUCUUCACCGGUGCCGGCUACGGCUUCGUGAACCGGAAGAGGGCGCCUCAGGAGGCCGGCGAGGAGACGUGUGCUGCCGGAGAAGGCGAGGGGCAGGAGGGGCAAAAGUGCGAGUCUAGCCAGGAACCUGAUACUCUGGUUCUUGUUGAUGGGUCCGAGUAUAAUCUUGUUGGUCUUGAGGCCGACAAGCUUGACAGACUGUAUGCGCUUUCAAGAAUCUUUCCCCUUGCGUUCUGA